This is a messenger RNA of Salvia miltiorrhiza (redroot sage), 1500 nucleotides long. RefSeq names its product nudix hydrolase 8-like. The record is from RefSeq and is a predicted model, not a curated record. Gene Ontology annotation, molecular function: NADH pyrophosphatase activity; NAD binding; ADP-ribose diphosphatase activity. NCBI's taxonomy places the organism in Eukaryota, Viridiplantae, Streptophyta, Magnoliopsida, Lamiales, Lamiaceae. The coding region runs from base 517 to 1425 and encodes 302 amino acids. The transcript has 7 exons.
UCAUUUUUGAAUUGGGACAUUAUAUAAAUGGGAUGUCCAAAAAGAAAAUUGGGGACACUAUUAUUGGGACAGAGGGUAUUAUGGAGUAGCUUGAGUAGCAAGGGUAGGAAGGAAUAGUACUUGUAAAUGGAUUGAUUGAGCAUAAAGAAUAAGAAUUGAUAUCUGCUCCCAUUUUGCAAGGAAUUGAAGAUGUGAUCCUCCUUAAAUAUACCUUGGAUUCUUCUCGAAUAAGAAUAAUUUUUUUAAGAGAAGAAUAAGAAUAUUAAUAUUAUUCAUAUUCAAUACUGUGGAUAUUUGCAGGUUGGACUAAGCACAUACAAUAUUCUGUAUAUUUAAUAUGAAAGAUGUUGGUGGUCUUGUAAAUGAGUUGAUGAGUGUGUUGGGCUUGUUGCAAAAGGGAAGAGUAUUUUGGUAUUUGGAGAGGAUGCUAUUCUGUUGUGGCCAGCAACUUAACUUGAAUGUGUGUAUAUAAAUGGAAAAAUUGAGGUGUAAAUUAAAUUAGUGGAGAAGCAAAGCAUGAUUGCAUCAGAAAUAGCAAUGUGCCAAAUUGCGAGUGUGUUAAGACAGAAUUGUUGCAAGAAGAGAUAUGUGGCAAGUAGUAAGCCAAAACACAUAUACGCGAGGAGUGGUUUAGAUAAGGGAAGGGCGUUGGUGGGGUCGUGGGAUGAUGAGUACGGCGGAGUGGUUAUCGAUGCAGCAAGCUUGCCUUCUUCUGCAAACGCCUUUGCAUCACAGCUCCGCGCUUCCUUGGGCGUGUGGAGAUCCAAGGGGAAGAAGGGGGUAUGGCUGAAGCUAGUUGAAGAGCAAGCGGAGCUAGUGCCGGUUGCAAUUAAGGAGGGGUUCGCGUACCAUGAUGCAGAAGCUGGAUAUGUUAUGCUCACAUAUUGGAUUCCAAACCAGCCCUGCUCGCUGCCGUCUGGCCCCUCCCACCAAAUAGGCAUUGCUGCCUUCCUUCUCAACCACAACAACCACGUUCUUGUAGUGAAAGAGAAAUGCUCUUGUGUCUGCUCUGGAGUCUGGAAGUUGCCAACUGGAUUCAUCGACAAGUCUGAAGAAUUGUUCUCGGGAGCAGUGAGAGAGGUGAAAGAAGAAACCGGGAUUGAUGCAGAAUUCCUGGAGCUGGUAGCUUUCAGGCACGUACACGGGGUUGCGCUUGAGAAAUCAGACUUGCUAUUUGUAUGCUUGCUUAAGCCAUUAUCUUUGGAAAUUCAGAUUGAUGAGAAUGAAAUUGAGGACGCUGAGUGGAUAAGUGUGGAGGAACUGCUAAGCCAGCAAUUUUACAAAGAAGAUGAGAUGUUGAAAAGGGUAAUGGAAAUUUGUAUGGCGACAUAUGAGAAAAAUUACAGUGGAUUUGUAGCACAUCAAGUUGUAUCAAAGUUUGAUGGGAAGAUGUCCUAUUUGUAUUAUAAGGAUGUGACAAGUUAAGGUCUCUACACGAUAUGGAUUUAUUUAUUUUUGAGAAAUAAGAAAUCAGAUAUAUGUUGUUUUAUUUAUGAAGAA